AUGGCAACCAGCACAUUCCCCGAGCCAAACAGGUACCUGAACCACUCAGUCUCUGAUCUACUAUCCCUCAAAGGCCGCACCAUUGUCAUUACUGGUGGGGCUCGCGGUCUGGGCUUGGCAUUUACCCUGGCAUGUGCUGAGCAGUCGGGCAACGUCGCCGUGCUUGAUGCUGCAGAUUCGCCACACGAGCACUUUUACGAAUUUCAGAAGAAGUUUGAUGUCAAGCUUGAAUACUACAAGACCGACGUGACCAAAUAUGACGAGCUCAAGGCGACGUUUGACAAGGUCGUUGCCGACUUUGGGCGCAUAGAUGGUUUAAUCACCGCAGCCGGUAUUUGUCCCGACCAGUCUUUUCUGGAGCGCUCACCCGAGUCCGUGGCAAAAUGCAUGAAUGUCAAUGUGCUCGGAACGUAUUACUCUGCCCAGCUCGCGGCCCAGCAGAUGGUCAAGCAGGAGGCCACUCCCGAGAAUCCGCGAGGCGGCUCGAUCGUCAUGAUUGCUUCCAUUGCAGCCUAUGUGGCCAGCAAAGGCCAGGCGACGAGUGAUUACUGCUCCAGCAAAGGCGCCGUGGUAUCGCUGGCCAAGGCGCUGGGUGUUGAGCUCGCUGCGUACGGUAUCAGAGUUAACAGUAUUUCACCAGGCUACAUGGUUACUGAUAUGACCCUUGAUUUGUGUAAACGAAUUCCGUGGUUGGGCGAUAUCAUGAACAAUGAGCCUCCGAUGCGACGGAUGGGAGAUCGUACAGACUUGAAGGUCCCCGUGGUAUAUCUCCUGUCGAAUGCUAGUGCUUAUCAUACCGGUGAUGAUAUUCUCAUCACUGGCGGUAUCCAUGCUGGUCGACUCAUGUAG
Messenger RNA from Pestalotiopsis fici W106-1, 849 nucleotides. RefSeq lists its product as uncharacterized. The transcript is spliced from 4 exons. Bases 1 to 849 code for a protein of 282 amino acids. NCBI's taxonomy places the organism in Eukaryota, Fungi, Ascomycota, Sordariomycetes, Amphisphaeriales, Sporocadaceae. Gene Ontology annotation, cellular component: intracellular anatomical structure. Gene Ontology annotation, molecular function: oxidoreductase activity, acting on NAD(P)H, oxygen as acceptor. The record is from RefSeq and is a predicted model, not a curated record.